This is a messenger RNA of Trichoderma citrinoviride, 576 nucleotides long. RefSeq lists its product as hypothetical. The transcript is spliced from 3 exons. Bases 1 to 576 code for a protein of 191 amino acids. The record is from RefSeq and is a predicted model, not a curated record. NCBI's taxonomy places the organism in Eukaryota, Fungi, Ascomycota, Sordariomycetes, Hypocreales, Hypocreaceae.
AUGGCACGAAGCUGCUGCCCCAGCUUCUACGGCAUCGUCCAGAUAGUCGCCCGCACAGCUGCCUGGAUGACGAGCGUGACGACGCUGGUGAUUCUCGCCUUCAUCAUCAACCAAUGGCCAGACAAGGGCGGCGCUAUUGCCGCCGGCCUCGUUGGCUCCGCCAUCGCCAUCCUCAACGACUCGUGGAUCGUCGUCGCCAACAUCGACCGAGCCCUCGGCUUCCGGCAGCUCUCGCCCGCCCGCGCCCUGCUGCACGACCUCUUCUCCCUCGCCGUCUCGCUCGGCGGCAUCGUCAUGAUCAUCUUCUCGCGCUACUCGUACGCGGCCGACGGCUUUGCCGCCCUCGACAGCGACUCGGCGCCCCAGGUCGCGUCCGGGGUGGGCCAGACGGACGUCAUCAGCCGAGAGGGCUUUUCGCAGGUUCACAUGAUGGCCAUUGCGGUCUGGCUGCUCACUUCUGUUGUUAUAUGCAGAUUCGUCUUCAUCAUCUGGGGUGGCUUCGAGUGCCUCUACGAGUUCAGACAGAUUCAUGCGCAACCCCUCCGGCGGCGAGAACAAGACAUGGCCGAGGUAUAA